AAGGGGCUGGCCAGCGGAGCGCGCCCCGGCCUCUAGGGCCGAUCGCAGAUGCGCGAGGCCGGCGGCGGAGCCUGGGCGCCAGCUGGGGGCCCUGAAGUCAGCACCUCCGACCCGGGCCGCGACGAUGGACUGACAGCAAAGAUGUGACAGUAAAUGAAGCAAGAGCUUAAAAAAUAUCAAAGAUGCUUUUAAACCAGAAUGCCUCAAUGAUCAGACCUCUUCAUUGGUAUCCCUGGGUGUACAUCAGCCUUGUGAUUGCCACCUCGCUCUCUUUGCCUGAGUUGUUAGAUGAGCCUUGCAUCUUUAAUAUGACGCUACAAAAUUUUCUGCCCAUAUUGUCGUGGGAAUUGAAAAACUCUUCCAUUGUUCCGACUCACUAUACAUUAUGGUACACCAUCAUGAGUACACCCGAAAGCAUGAUGCUGGUUGCUGGCUGUGAAAAUGUCACGAAACGACAUUGUAACCUAACGGAUUGGAAAAGCAUGCAGGAGACCUACGUCAUCCAACUAAUGGGAUUCGAAGGGAACAGGGUGCUAAUCAACUGCAUGGGCGAUUUCUUUCUGGCUAAGUACAUAUCCUUUGAACCACCAGACUUUGAUAUUCUUGGUUUCAAGGAUCAUAUGAAGGUGUUGGUGAAGUUCCCCUCCUAUGCUGCCCGGAACAUAGACGUGGAAAUGUUGCAGCAGUAUUUUUCUCUCGUCAUUGAACAUCAGUCAGAGAAGAUGGUCAAGAAGCACAAUCCCCCAAUACACGGAAACCUCACGGGAACUCUCACCUAUGGCAUUGACAAGUUAAUUCCAAACACAAACCACUGCGUAUCGGUUUAUUUUGAACCAAAAGACCUGGGACAAUUAAUAAGACCCAGCUUGAAAUGUGUCCUCCUUCCUGGCCAGGAAUCAGCAGAGUCAUCAGAAUCUGCCCAAAGUGGAGGAAUAAUCACUGCGUUUUUAAUAGCAGCUUUCUUCAUUAGCGGCAUAAUAAUACUGAAACAGAUGGGCUAUAUAUGCUUAAAAAAGUAUUUCCCCAAAACGUUGAGCUUUUAUAACUGGUCCGCCUGGAUAUUCCCCGACCCACCGGCACUGGAAGUCGUGGAUCCGGUGGAGGUCAUUAAUGUCUGCCAAAAGAAGAAGGUGUGGAACUACACUUAUGAUGAGAGUGACAAUGAGGAGGAAGCUGCUCUUAGAACAAGCGCCGGUGGUUACACCAUGCACGGACUCAUUGGCAAGCCCCUGACUCGGGCCUCGGCCACCUCUGAGGAGUUGUCCUUGGUAGGCCCAGGUGUGGAUGAACCAGACCUGUCCGAGGAGGAGGCUGGGCUCCUCCCAGUGCGAGAGCCCAGCCCCCGGCAGUCACAAAGUGCAAAUGAACCCUACCAGGGAAGGGAGAGCCUGCUCCGGGACCCCGUUUCUGAGGGGGACAGCAGUCCCGAAGAGGAGCCUGGGGGGAGAGUACACUUUAAUGUGAAUUUAAACUCUGUGCUUGUGAGGAUCCUGGACCAUGACGCAGACAUCGCUCCGAUGCUUCCAUAUCUUCCAGAAGAGACAGCCAACCCAGAGGACCCAAGCGAGCUGGAAUCAAGCUUCCUGAUCCCCAGGGAGGAGGAGACGCCGCCGUCCUCAGAGUGUCAGUGGUCGGAGGAGGAUCUUUCCGAGAAAAGCGACACGGAGGAGUCGGAUCCCGGCUUCGACGGUGGCUAUAUAAUGAGAUUAGCCCAAAGAUAUGAACGUGGAACUGACUAGAAGCUGUUUACGGGGUGUCAUACCACCACCACCACCCCUCCCAGUGCACCCUUUCUCACCUAAAUGUGGAGUCAAAGACUAGAAUCUGCCUGAUUCCCUCCUGCAAUCUCAGGUGUGGGAGUCUCAGUGGAGGGCCGAGGCAUAGGAGCCCGCUUUGAAAAGGAACGCCCGUGCCAGUCCCUCGGCUCUCCUCUACUUACAGUGUGUCCACACAAUGGCCGCCAAAAUAAGGAGCAAGGGUGCCCGUGCUUGGCAGCCGUGGGCCAGGGUGGGACUAGGGAGAGACCAGGGAAAAGACCCGGCCGGUGCCCUGGCUUGGUUCGUAAGUGGAGGCCUGAGCUGCUGCUUGCAGAGGGCUUGAGCGGGCAGCAGCGCAGAGGAGAGGAGGGCAGCUCCAGUGCCCCCUGCCACCGGCAGCCCCGGGGCACAUUCUGCUUCCUGCGCUCUUCCAGCCCUCCGUGAAUCCCACGGGAAAUGGACACGCGCAGCCAGGACUAGGUGAGGCGCCAGCGCGGAGGACGCGCCCUGAUGGGCAGAGAGAUGGAACCGCAGUGCCUUCUUUGAAAACGUGUGGAACGUGCGCGCAAGUGCGUGUACACACACACACACACACACACACACACACACACACACACUCGGCCCUAGAUUCUCCAACAAUUCAAGAAGGGCUCCUCCGUGGGCUAAUCCCAGGUGCCCUGCUUGUCAUGAUACUUUCUGUGAAGAUGACGGGCAAAGGCAACACUGGAAGCUUAGGAUGAUGCCCUGCUCCGCUCCCGCUUCCGCGCACGCACCGAGCCUCGGUUGCUGCGUUUGUGAAAUUGAGGGGGCUGGACUCGGUCAUCCGCAGGAGUCCAGGAGUGGCAGCGAAAACCACAGGCGGGGGUGGGCAGAGCUGAGAGGCCCCUCUCCCAGAGAGUGGCUUGCUCAGACCUGCCCCGGGCCCCAUCCCAAGAGACCCGAGCCACCCAUGCCCGAGGACACGGACUUUGAGUGGGUUGUGUUUUCAUUGCUGUAAAGUAACUGGAAGGAGCAGGAGGUGAGAGCGCCCUUAGUUUACAUUUAAUGAAAUGCCACGGAAAGCGAUCUCAACACCUGCAAGGUCCGUGUCUCCUAUAUUUUGACAGUCCUGCAGAUUGAAGUUUGGGGAUCACUUCUUUUUGCUGCCUUUAUGUGUAUACCGGGGUGUGUGUGUGUGUGUGUGUGUGUGUAUAUAUAUAUAUAUAUAUAUAUAUAUAUUUUUUUUUUUUUUAACUUUGUAUUAUAGUUGGGGUUGUUAAAGAGUAAUGCAAGCAUACUUUUAUAACAGACUUGUAGCACAACUCUUUUUAAUAAUUUAAAACCAUUGAAUUGUAUGAUGCGUGAAUUAUGUCAAUAAAACUGUUCGA
Echinops telfairi (small Madagascar hedgehog) is the source of this 3124-nucleotide messenger RNA. It is a transcript of the gene IFNAR2, whose product is annotated as interferon alpha and beta receptor subunit 2. Lineage: Eukaryota; Metazoa; Chordata; Mammalia; Afrosoricida; Tenrecidae. Gene Ontology annotation, molecular function: interleukin-22 receptor activity; protein binding. The transcript is spliced from 9 exons. The coding region runs from base 183 to 1739 and encodes 518 amino acids. The record is from RefSeq and is a predicted model, not a curated record.